AUUUGUUCGGUAGAAAUGGCAAAUUCUCUGCAUGUCACCAUUAUUAUUAUAGUUUAUUAUAGUUUAUGUGUAAAUAAUGUUUUCUCGAAAUUGAAGCCUAUACCUGAUUACUUACACAUUUGCCGCCGCUCAAAUCCGGACAUUCCAAAAUGUAUUAUAGAAUCAGCAUAUUUUUUAAGAACUAAACUUGCAGAAGGAAUUCCUGAAUUUGAUGUUGCCCCUAUGGACCCAAUGUUGAUUAAUACUCUUAUUCCAACGAAUGGAAACGGGUUGAAAAUAGAGACCACCAAUUUAUUAGUCACUGGAACCAGUAAUUUCACUAUUACUCAUCUUAUAGCUAACAUUGACAAACAGGAGUAUAAUUUCCAAGUGAGAUUUCCUCAUAUGCAUGUAUUGGGUAAUUACAGCAUCGAUGGAAAAAUCGCGAAAAUGAUCAUCAAAGGUCGAGGAGAUUUCGAUUUGGAUAUAUAUGGGGUGAAAUGCAACGUAUCGCUACUGGGAAAUGUAAUCAAUAUCGACGGUUUGAAUUAUAUACGUUUCCAUCAUAUAUCGCUUGGAAUAGCAAUAAGCAGAGGCAAUAUAGAACUAAGAAAUUUAUUCGGUGGUGAUAAAAACCUAGGUGAGUUUAUUAAAUUGAUAUUUAGUAUUGAUUUUUUCUUAGGUGAAGUACUCAAUAUGGCUAUAAAUGCCAAUUUCAUUAUGUUUUUUAUGGAACUCAGGCCGAUUAUUCAAAAAGUGCUCGAAGAGUUCGUGUUAGACACUGUGGAAAAGCUUACACAGCACUUUACCUACGAACAACUGUUUCCAGAUUAACAAUAUAAAAUCACUAAUAUUUUGAUUUUUAUAAGUCUGAAUAAUAAUGACAUAAAAUAUUUUUAGAGUGCUA
Melanaphis sacchari is the source of this 886-nucleotide messenger RNA. Its product is annotated as putative beta-carotene-binding protein. Bases 16 to 813 code for a protein of 265 amino acids. The record is from RefSeq and is a predicted model, not a curated record. Lineage: Eukaryota; Metazoa; Arthropoda; Insecta; Hemiptera; Aphididae. The transcript is spliced from 6 exons.